This is a messenger RNA of Scatophagus argus, 1954 nucleotides long. It is a transcript of the gene nkx2.2b, whose product is annotated as NK2 homeobox 2b. The coding region runs from base 568 to 1365 and encodes 265 amino acids. Lineage: Eukaryota; Metazoa; Chordata; Actinopteri; Scatophagidae. The record is from RefSeq and is a predicted model, not a curated record. The transcript is spliced from 2 exons. Gene Ontology annotation, biological process: regulation of transcription by RNA polymerase II; cell differentiation. Gene Ontology annotation, molecular function: RNA polymerase II cis-regulatory region sequence-specific DNA binding; DNA-binding transcription factor activity, RNA polymerase II-specific. Gene Ontology annotation, cellular component: nucleus.
UGUAUUUUUCAUUUCAGAAUUGUUUUCACUUUGUGCCAAACUCGGCGUUCUGAUGAGGCCAACGUGAUCAGCAGGCACAUUUUCUGUUGCAGUUUGGCGCUGCACGGAUCUCAUAACGCACUGGUCUCCUCAGCCUUCAGCCUCGUUAGCGCAAACAGGAAGCGCAUGAGUGACUGACAGGCCUGAAUGUAAACGAGUCGCUUCUUUCUGUAAUCCUGCAUCGUUACGCAUCCACCUCCUCCCUGAAGCUCCAACUGCGUGGCUCCUAAUGCGCUGCUCCCGGUUUUCUCACACCCUCCUCCACUUGACCCCCAGGACCCGCCUCCGGCCGUUAAAAGGGACGGAGGACACGCUCCGUCUUCAUGUCUUCCCUCAUGUAUUUUUCAUGCUGUUAAACCCUCUCCGGUCGGCCCGUGCAGCUCCGGGCUCCCGCUCCGCCUGACGACAUUCAUGGACCCAAACCCUCGGCUGUGUGCUCCUCUUUGACGGGCUGCAGCGGCUGACUCAUCCGGGGCGCGUCGUGGAACUUUCACUUCCCAUCCAUCCGUCGCUUCUGCUCCCCGCGUCAUGUCUUUUGGCACCAACACCAAAACUGGCUUCUCCGUGCGGGACAUCCUGGACCUCCCUAACCCGACAGGGAGAUGCGGCUCCGGGACCGAGGAGGCCGAGGAGGACGACACCGAGGAGGCCUCCGCGGUGGUUCCAGGGCCGGAAAACGCGCAGAAAUUUGGAUUUAGCGGCAGGAGUUUCCGCGAGCGCGGCGGCGGCGGCGGCGGCGGCGGCGGAAUCUACGGCAGGUGGAGCCGCCGAGCCGUAGGCCUACACGGACUUUUAGAGUCUCGUACCGAGCCCAAAUCUCCCGAGCUCUCCACGGACGAGUCCCCAGACGCGGAGCGGGAUCCGGCGCGCGGCGCGGCGCAGAAGAGCCGCGGCAGGAAGCGGCGGGUGCUCUUCUCCAAGGCGCAGACCUUCGAGCUGGAGCGCCGCUUCCGGCAGCAGCGCUACCUGUCCGCCCCGGAGAGGGAGCACCUGGCCGGGCUGAUCCGACUCACCCCCAACCAGGUGAAGAUCUGGUUCCAGAACCACCGCUACAAGAUGAAGCGGGCUCGGAGCGAGUACAGCCUGGAGGCACUGCAGCUGCUGCCGCCCGCACGGGUCGCCGUCCCGGUCCUGCUGCGGGACGGGAAGCCUUGCGACAGAAUCACAGCGCAGGACCUGGAGGCGACCUUCAGGUCCGGCCUGGGUCUCCCUCUGUGUGCCUACUCUCCUCUGCUGCACCCGGCCUACGGUCCGGACCGCCCAGGGCUGCCACAGCAGCAUCCGGGGGUGCAGCAGCUGGCGCACGUGUACCACUGGAGCUGGUGAAGCCCGGGCCAGAACUCUUUGUGAGGAUCCAGUCCCCACAGCAGAAGUCCAGUUCGGCCUUGAAAUGAGGGUUUGUUUCCCCAGAUUAGACUUCACUGAAUCAUAAAUGCCUCUAUUGGAAAAGUCAGAAAAAUCCAUCUUUUUUGAAUGGAGUUUGGUAUACAUAUCAACAUUUGUUUUCCCCCACAAAAAGUAUUUUCCAGAAAGGAUGAAUGUCUCAAAACAAAGCAGAAUAAAUCGUGCCACAUGAAAAAAUUAAAAACAAGGUUAAAGCACAAGUUUUUUUCUGGUGGUGUCUGGUUUAGUGUGUAGCCUCUUUUAAUUCAAAUAAUCAGUUUCAAGGCUUUUGUUUCGUGUAACAGCGGACUUCCUGCACAAAAUGAGCUUUUUUUCUGUCUCGUACAGCUUGACUGAUUUUCAUUUUAAACUUCAGAGGUGACUGCGGACUUUGUUUCCGCGCUCAGACGCACAGAACGUCUAAAACCAAACUGCUAAAAAGACUGCAGUGAAACUGAUCGGAGAGCAGAUCAAACCGAACAUUUUCUCUCUGCGGACGUUUUGCUGUGGUUGUUUUCGUUGUUUUUCUUUU